Grammomys surdaster is the source of this 2383-nucleotide messenger RNA. RefSeq names its product G protein-coupled estrogen receptor 1 (gene Gper1). Lineage: Eukaryota; Metazoa; Chordata; Mammalia; Rodentia; Muridae. Gene Ontology annotation, molecular function: G protein-coupled receptor activity. Gene Ontology annotation, biological process: G protein-coupled receptor signaling pathway. The transcript has 3 exons. Bases 541 to 1668 code for a protein of 375 amino acids. The record is from RefSeq and is a predicted model, not a curated record. Gene Ontology annotation, cellular component: membrane.
CAUCCCCAAGGUGCUGCAAGUCCAGGGUCACUCCCUACAAGCAAGCUCCAGGUGUACCUCCAGAAGAUGCUUCAGUGACUCCGUGGCACAGAUCUGGACACACAACAGAAAAUCAGAAGGACACUAACACUGAUCAUUAGAUUAACACACCAGCAGUUUGGACCAAGGACAGAAGCCAGGGUGUCAUUUCUGCCACGCGCCCGCCAGAACAGUCAGUUGACCAGAUCUAGGGAGAUACCCAUCCGAGGGCUCUGCUCCCCUUGGGCUGCUGGAAUUGUGGCCAAGCCCCAGCAUUCCCACAAUCUGGGUGCCCAGAAGGUGAGCAGGCAGCAGGCGUGCCUGCCCAGCACCAGCCCAGAUAUCAGACACCCUGUUUGCCCUUCUGGUUUUCUGAGAACAACAGACUCCCAGGACGAUUCUUCCUGCCUCACAAAUGCCUGGCUCACUGUCAAGGGAAUCACCUUUGUGAAGAUGGAGCUGUCAUGCAACACAGACUCCUGUGACCCUUGCAGCAAGUCCUGAAAGCUGCCGAGGGAAGCCAUGGAUGCGACUACUCCAGCCCCAAAUGUUGGAGUGCAGAUCUACCUAGGUCCUGUGUGGCCAGCCCCUUCCAACAGCACCCCUUUGGCCCUCAACUUGUCCCUGGCACUGCAGGAGGACGCCCCGGGGAACCUGACUGGGGACCUCUCUGAGCACCAGCAGUACGUGAUUGCCCUCUUCCUCUCCUGCCUCUACACCAUCUUCCUCUUUCCCAUCGGCUUCGUGGGCAACAUCCUCAUCCUGGUGGUGAACAUCAGCUUCCGGGAGAAGAUGACCAUCCCAGACCUGUACUUCAUCAACCUGGCUGCGGCCGACCUCAUCCUGGUGGCGGACUCCCUGAUUGAGGUGUUCAACUUGGAUGAGCAGUACUACGACAUUGCGGUGCUCUGCACCUUCAUGUCCCUUUUCCUGCAAAUCAACAUGUACAGCAGUGUCUUCUUCCUCACCUGGAUGAGCUUUGACAGGUACCUGGCGCUGGCCAAGGCCAUGCGCUGUGGCCUCUUCCGAACCAAGCACCACGCACGGCUCAGCUGUGGCCUCAUCUGGAUGGCCUCGGUGUCCGCCACGCUGGUGCCUUUCACAGCCGUGCACCUGCGGCACACCGAGGAGGCCUGCUUCUGCUUCGCAGAUGUCAGGGAGGUGCAGUGGCUGGAGGUCACACUGGGCUUCAUUGUGCCCUUCGCCAUCAUUGGUCUCUGCUACUCCCUCAUUGUACGGGCCCUCAUCCGGGCCCACAGGCACCGCGGCCUACGCCCACGCAGGCAGAAAGCCCUGCGGAUGAUCUUUGCAGUAGUCCUUGUCUUCUUCAUCUGCUGGCUGCCGGAGAACGUCUUCAUCAGCGUCCACCUACUGCAGUGGACGCAGCCGGGGGACACUCCCUGCAAGCAGUCUUUCCGUCAUGCCUACCCCUUGACAGGCCACAUUGUCAACCUUGCAGCCUUCUCCAACAGCUGCCUGAACCCCCUCAUCUACAGUUUCCUGGGAGAGACCUUCAGGGACAAGCUCCGACUCUAUGUGGAGCAGAAGACGAGCCUGCCGGCUCUGAACCGCUUCUGCCAUGCCACACUCAAGGCAGUCAUUCCAGACAGCACGGAGCAGUCAGAUGUCAAGUUCAGCAGUGCUGUGUGACAGGUACCUCCCAGAGGGAAGAGGACAGGGGGAGCAGGCUGGCGCUCAGACCUGCACACGCCGAGCACAGGAGGUGGGUGAGCUGAGUCACGUCACACUCUCAAACCCCAUGGCUUGGGGGAAAAGGUCACAUUGCUGGGUCAUCUCUGGGGCUGCUGGGAUCUUUCCUGACUGACCAGCUCAUGGGUGAUGAGAUCAGCCAUAGACUCAAGGCAGUGGGCCAUGUGACAUUGACCUCUGACCUCAGAGAGCACUACACAGGCCUGCGGCUUGGUUUUCUUUCCAUACCCUAUGUUCCCAGAACACAAGUCUGUUAUUGAUAAGUGACAGAUAAAAAGGACAGGCCAUGCUAUGGGAGUACCAUGUUAUAUUUCUGCUACAUGCCUGCUACAUGGAGGAGUCUCGAGACAGAAUAUAUGUACCAGACCCAAAUUGGCUACAUUCCCUUUGCUUGUGAUGUGUAGCUGACCAUGUAUACACUGUCCAGUGCAGCCAAACCUAGGGAUGCCAGAGCCUCCUUCCUGUCUUCCGGAAGGCUUUGAGGUCACCCCAGAUGCCACUCCUAACUCCUGAGUGAACAGCAUGUCUAAGCUGAAAAGGCCCUUUAAUAAACCGCCUUCCUGCUCUGGGAUGCUCUUCUCACAAAGCUUGUUUACAGGGUGUUUGUCCUUCGUGAAGGUGGAGAGACUCUGGGUGCUGCUGUGCAGGCCGGGGG